GUUCAGAACAAACACGUGGACUAAGGACUUUAAAAAAUAAGGACUGUCGUGCAGUUACAUGGAAGUUUUGAGGGACUUUCUCCUUGUCCUUGCGGGUGAGAGCAACGCUUAACGGGACUGCUGGCUUCGCUGCUGCACGCUGUUUGUUUCAAUGGACUGCCGCGGGUUUUAUCACUCUGUAAGUUGGACAAAAACUAUUGCAUGCUCGGAGACAAGUGUUCAAGACGAGUAUGACCUAACUUGUUGACGUUUUGCUAUGUAGCCUAGCCUCGGGGGUUUAACAACAAUGAACUCUCCCCGCGACCAGGAGCUGGCACCCUUAUCUCGCAAACACCGGCUCAUGGCUGCAUCAAUGCCCGGUGAGGACAGCGCGUUGCCCCGUAGCACUUCCAGGGCUGAUCGGAACGGAUUGGGGGGUCUUGUUCACUGUUUUAUAUGCGGGAGCGGGGUCACACCUGGGAAGGAAUUAAGGCUGCAAGUGACAUAUCAGAAAGAGAGGUCGCCUUUUUUCCCGUUUCUCCAAAAUCAAGAGCCAGCCCCGGGUGCGUGUGAACUCAGCCCCGAUGGCUGUGCGCUGGUGUGCGCCGUGUGCCACUGCUUCCUGACGGAACAGUGGAACUCAUUUGAGCGGAGCAGGACGCCCAUCGAGAAGCGCAUGUAUUGGCUGAAACGACCCUACCAGUGCGACUCCAGGCGGGUCCCUCAAGAGUGGAACAUCUCCUACGAUCUGGAAAGGAGAAUCAGCGUGGGCAGCCACAACUACGACGGAGGCGCAGAAUCUGAUUUCUCAUCUUUUUCUGAAAACGAGAACCUUUCAGAUCAGGAGAUGGAUCUGGUGGAGAGAGUGGGCAAGGACAAGUGUCUGAGAGCGCCCGUCAAAUUCCCAAGAGACAGUAGCAGGAAAAACAAUGUCAUCAGUAUUAAAAGCAGCCCGGAUUCACAGCGGGCAGUGCGUUGCGCGGUGGGUGUUUAUGACACUCGGGAAUUGCCUAAAGCUGAGAGUGUGCAGCCGGCAAGGCGCGGAGCUAAAAUUGUGAAUGUCAGUCAGUCAUCAGAAGCUCCGCUGAAGCCCCAAGAGAGACUCCCUCAGCGGUGCUGUGGCAAUUCUCUAACUGACACACCUGUGCGAGACAACGGGGUCAUUAUGCGCAACAGGCGCUGGUUGGAGGAGGAGAGUGUCAGACAUGUGGAGCAGCGUCAGAUCCAGCGUGUUGCCGACAGCAGCUGCGCUCCGUCCAGACAUCCAUCUCUGCUGCAUCGAGGGAGAGCCGAGAACAACUCCAGCGCUGCGCUGUCUCCUGUCAUCCCCAAAUGCAACUCGGCUGUUGCGAGGGAGAUCACCUCUGACAACUCCGGAGAAGACGAGAUAAACAUCACAAGUGAUGAUGAGCGGGACAUUCCUAGUCUCAAACCAGGGCCAACAACUCAGCUAAGAGCUGCGUCAGAUCCUUCCGCCAGGAGGGUCUCUCAUCACACUGCAAGCUCCUCUCCAGAGGAACGGGUUUGUUAUAUCUGUGGUACAGGACUCAGAAAUAGUGCCCAUUUCAAAAUCAGUGUUCAAAAACAGGAGAGGGCGCAAGGAGAGCCCUUCUUCCCCUUCCUGUGGCUCCACUCAGCUCCCCGAGGUGCAGUGCCCAUCAGCCCCUCAGGUACAACCAUUGUUUGUGGCAGUUGCCACUCCUCUCUCAUGCAGCAGUGGGAGAGCUUUCAGUUGGCUGAUGUGCCUGUCCUUCAGCGUCUCUAUGUCGUCCCCUUGAAUCAAACUUCCAGUGCUUCAGGUCUCCAUCCAUCCCAACACAACACACUUGACAGAAGAACUCCAGGUUCCCUGGAGGUCACACCUGAACCAAAGCCCUCCCAUGAAGCAUGUUUCCUCUGUGGUCAAGAGGGUAGAGGGGAUUUGAGGGUCGUGUAUGCAAAAGCUGGUGUAGGGAAAUCCCGUGCUGUGAUGUACUUUCCUUUCAUUGGCUUGUUGCCUUGCCCACCUAACGCUCAAGCGGUGAAGAACGGCUGUGUGCACUGUUGCCCACAAUGCCACGCUAUUCUGCAGGAUAUCUGGAGCGCAUAUCGACUCAGCCUCAGUGAAGACCUUAUCACAUCUGUCAGCUCCUUUCUCGUUCGGUACCAUUCCUCCUUGUCCGCCGAUGGGUCCGGACCCGUGCACUCUCAGGUGGGGGUGGUCUCUCGCCACAGCAGCUCUCUGUCGAUGUGCUACCUGUGUGGAGCUGAACUGAGUGCAGGUGCAGAGUACCAGCUGCAUGUCAAUCCCCCCAGUCGUUUUGUGGAGAGGGAGCCUUUCUUCCCAUUUCUCACAGUUUACCCACCCGCACCAGGUGCUAAACCAGUUGAUGCCACAGGCCUCGUGUCCGCUUGUAAACUUUGCUACCACGACCUGCACUCUCAGUGGGCACAACAUGAGAGCAAGGCCCUGAAAUCCUCCAGCCCUUCUACCUCUGGCUUACCUGGUGCUAACUCUCACCCGCCCAGCUCCCAGUGGGCCCGCCAGUACAGCUGUGAGGCCUUUGUGUGCUUCUUCUGCAGGCAGGAGCAGCACAGGCAAGGCAGGCUGUGCGCUGUCACUGUGGCUCGGCUACCUGUGUUCCUGUAUGCGCCUCGCAGCCCUCGCAUGCUCCUGGUAGAUGAUGGCAGGAGGCUGGUGAUAGGUUCAUGUGUGGAUUGCAAAGCGGUGGUGCAGGUGGGACAGAGCAUGCAGCAGGAUGGAGCCAUGCCAGGACAUGGAGCCGCACUUGGAGAGAAGAAUGAUCCUGAAUUGGAUUCCCCAACACAUAGACAUAAGGCCAGUGCUUUGGUUUCAAGUAGCACUGGAGCCACUACAGAGACAGACUCAGGGCCUUCACGACCUGCACGGGAUCACACUCCUUCAUGCCCUGUGACCUUAGCGCCAGAGAGAGGAGACGCUCCACUUCCCAGCAUGAGCCAUGAGCCAAAGUCACCAUCAUUAGGAAUGAUCUCAACGGCGACCCGUACAACGGCGACGGUCAGCCCCCUCACCCCGUCACCUCUGAACGGCUCCAUCGUAGCAAAUGGAAGCCCAGCUGCCCAGUCAUCCCACUCUGGAUUUGCCGCAGCUCUCCGUAAACUGGCAAAACAGGCAGAAGAACCUCGAGCUGCAUCCUCCAUCAGCAGUGAGUCAUCUCCAGUCUCUUCUCCGGCCACCAACCACAGCUCUCCAGUCAGUACACCCAAGAGAGGUCCUCUUGGUCCAGGACCUGUGCUGGUUCCCCCAGCAGGUCACAGUGUGCCAAACACUCCACCUGUAGUCACCAUAGCUCCUACAAAAACAAGCAACGGCCUGUGGAGGAACGAGGGCCGGCAGGCUGACUCGGGGUCCCGUGGGGCCAGCAGGGAACGUCUGACUGUAGAGGGGACCUUCUCCCAGGAAAAAGGUGGCCCCUCGGUCCCUGCUCACCUCCUGGGAAACCCCUAUGCCUUUGGUCUCACCCCUGGUGCUGUCAUGCAGGAUUCACGGUUUCCGCCCCUUAACCUGCCCAGACAGUUGUCUAAUGCGGUGCCACCUGGUGCCAUACCAGAGGAGUACCUCCGGAGUUUUCGGCCCUACGCCACAACCGAGGAUUCCCUGAGGAUGCAGUCUCUGCCCCUUGGCCUGGACCCUGCAGCAGCAGCGGCUGCAGCCGCCUACUACCACCCCAGCUAUCUGCCCCACCCCUCAUUCACGCCGUACAGGAUGGAUGACCCGUUCUGCCUCUCUGCUUUAAGGUCACCUUUCUAUCCACUGCCAGCAGGGGGAGCUUUACCCCCCCUCCAUCCUUCUGCUGUUCACAUGCACCUACCUGGCGUCCGCUACCCUGGAGAUUUUGCACACCCUUCAUUAUCAGCACUGCAGUCUGAGAGACUCCAGCUGGAAGAUGAGCUGCGACAGCGUGAGAGGGAACGCGAACGAGAGCGCGAACGUGAAAAAGAAAGGGAGCGCGAGGCUGAGCGAGAGAAGGAGCGCGAGAGGGAACGCGAGCGGGAACGGGAGCGGGAGAAGGAGCUGGAGAGGCAGAAGGAAAGAGCUCUGAGAGAGAAGGAGCUGCAGGAGUCCAAGGCCAUGGAGAACCACUAUCUGGCUAAACUCCACUCCAUGAGAGGACAGGAGGAACGAAGCAAGCCUGAGAGGCUGACCCCUAACCGGGCUGAGAAACCCAAAGAGCCUGCUCUUCCAGCGCCCAAACCAGUACCACCUGGAAUCCACCCAUCAAUGGUCCAACCCCAUCAUCACGUUUCCAGUCUGAUCUCCAACCAUGCCCUCUACAUGGGCUCUGGCGCUGUGGGCACAGGACUCACUGCCUCAAUGAUCACGCAGAGGGCCAAUGAGGAGGAGAGAUGGUUGGCACGGCAACGCAGGCUGAGACAGGAGAAAGAGGAUCGCCAGUCCCAGGUGUCUGAAUUCCGCCAGCAGGUUCUGGAGCAGCAUCUGGACCUGAGCCGGCCCGCUGACGUACCGGAUCACAGAACAGACGCUCACAGGUCCAUGCAAAACCACCACGAGCCAGGAAGCAGAGAACAUCACCCCCACUUAGGCGCCCCUCCACCCCUCAUCUCGCCCAAACCUCCGCAGCCCCCACGUGAACACCACCCGCCACCUCCAACCACCCUGUGGAACCCCGCCUCGCUCAUAGAAACUGCCUCAGAAUCCAGACGUAGCCACGAGCCCUCAGGGAUGGGCCACUUUGAACUCAGUCGGGGCCCCCAGGGGCCCUCUAAAUAUGAAGAUGGAACUCGAAGGAGAGACAUGGCGGUGAUUGAGAAAUACCCCACUCACAGAACUCCUCUAGUACUCUCCGAGCACGGAACCUUCCUUGCUGAUCUAGAGAAAUCCACCCAGUCCCUCCUCAGCCAGCAGAGGGCGUCCAUGUCUUUGCCGAGUCAGUACGAAAUGGAGGGAAGCUUAAAAAUCCAUGCUGGACUGAAGAACCUGCAAGGACAUCCGGUGCACAGCAGGCACGGACAAGGUCUUGGAAUGGCGGCAGGAGCUGGGAUCGGACCACUAACUGCUCAGGGGCUGGGCCCAGACACGGCGCUGAUCUAUGAUGAGUUUCUGCAGCAGCACCGAAGGUCUGUCAGUAAGCUGGACCUGGAGGAGAAGAGGAGAAGGGAGGCCAGAGAGAAAGGUUACUACUAUGAGCUGGAUGACUCAUAUGAUGAGAGUGAUGAGGAGGAGGUGAGAGCCCAUCUCAGGAGGGUAGCAGAGCAGCCCCCACUGAAACUAGAUGACUCCACAGAGAAAUUAGAGUUUCUGACCAUGUUUAGCCUGACCACCGUGAGCCGGCGUGACGAGCUCGUGCAGCAAAAGAGAAGGAAAAGGAGGAGAAUGCUCAGGGAACGCAGCCCUUCACCUCCUGCUUCACAGUCCAAGCGCACUCCCCCACCCCCUCCUGCUCAGCUCAGCACACGCUUCACCCCGGAGGAAAUGGACCGAGCACCAGAACUGGAGGACAAGAAGCGAUUUCUCACCAUGUUCAAACUCUCUCAUGUCACCGUGCAGGAGAGAAAAGACAAUGAAAGAGUGGUGGAACUGCUUCAAGCCAUUAAAGAAAAAAGUGUGACCUUGGAUACAAUCAGACAUGCACCUCAUCCUCUGUGCAAGAGCCCUCCAGCACAUGUUUCUGAUCCAGCAUUUAGUCAGCACUCCUCUGAAUCUGAAGACCACCAUAAUGUCAGACAGCAUACUCCUCCGUCACAUUGCCCAGCAUCCCCCAGUGGUCAUCCAAAACCCGUUGGGGAUACCUUGCGGCCAAAGGCGCCCCCGUCCCCAGCUGUCUACCCAGAUAAGGCCCGGGGGCCCGGUGAGGGACCCAUCCCGAAGAGGAACUCCAGCUUGCUCAACAGCUUGCGGCCGCCGCUCCCCCUGCAGGCUAAAGAGGGACUUCACAGCGUCAAUGGCCGCACAAAACCUUGGGACAGCUUCACCCCGGAGGAAUUCGCCCAGCAGUUCCAUGAAUCUGUUCUUCAGUCCACUCAAAAAGCUCUGCAGAAACACAAAGGAGUGGCAGCAAAUGUGUCAGAUUCAUCUCACCUCCAGGAGUCCUCGGUCCACUAUAACAUUCCCGAGCUUCAGAAUGCCCCUAGCCGUCCGCCUCAGCCACUUUCCCAGCCUCACUCGAAUGCACCACCAUUUCCUCUGCCCCUUUCCCACUCCCUCUCCCACCCUCAGCCCAAUGGACAGCACUUUCCAAUCCCCCUCCACAAGGAGGCAGCAGUGAUGAGGGAGGACCUGUCUGGUCCAGAUGACUCAGAAGAGGAAGAUGAUGAUGAGGAGGAAGAUGAGGCUCCGGUUCCCAAGUGGCAGGGAAUCGAAUCUAUAUUUGAAGCAUAUCAGGAAUAUGUUGAAGAGCAAACUUUGGAGAGACAAGUAUUACAGAGCCAGUGUCGAAGACUAGAAGCUCAGAACUACAACCUCAGUCUGACUGCUGAGCAGCUGUCUCACAGCAUGGGGGAGCUGAUGUCGCAGAGACAGAAGCUAGCAGUGGAGCGGGAGAAGCUACAAGCAGAGCUGGAGCACUUCAGGAAGUGUCUGACACUCCCGCAGACACAUUGGCCGAGAGGCAGCCAUUACAAAGGAUAUCCUCCAAGGUGACCCCGACAUGCCAACCUGAAGACCCCCCGCUCCCGGCCGCCUCCCCUUCAGACUUAGAGUUUAUUUUUUCACGGUCUCGUCCUUGUGGCUUCGUGGAGGGGAAUGUGGCUGGCUAGAUAAGAUUAGUGAAUUAAAUGGCUUGAGUGAAUGAAUAAACAGGUGAAUGCACAAGAGACAGGACCAUUCAUUGAAGGACAGUUAGUCUUUGGACUGUGGCUUGCCAGGGUCUGCUCCAAAAGCCACUGAUGCGAUGCGUGCCAAUGUAGCCAACCCUGAGAUCAGCAAGGCAGGAGAACCUGAAGAUCAACACACAGUUACAAGCAAAUGCCUGCUAGUCAUAUUCUUUAGCUCCUGCUGCUCUGCUGUUUAGUUCCUGCAUCCCUCACCACCACAGCCACACAGACAAUCCUGCCAAUGAAGGAGCAGCUGCCCCCCUUUGCCCCUCGAGGGGUUUCAUCACAAGACUUGAAAGCUCCAAAUCUCCAAACGAAGGCUUCCGGCCAGUUGGGACAGAUUUUUACCACAGCGGCCACGUGAGCUUUUGAACUGGAAAUGCACUUAAGAAUAAAAGCUGAAGAACUACCUGUUGGUACUGUGUUACAACAAAGAACUAUUAAAAUUAGGGAAAACCUUAGAAAAUGUACAUUUAAAAAAAAAAGAAAAAAAAGAAUUAAGGAAAUGUUUUAUUUCAAAAUAGAAAGUUUGAAAAUAAGAAUUUUAAAGGGUGCUUCAGCCUUGUAUUGUACAUAAUAUGAAGACUUAAAUGAAUUUUGUAUGUUUUUAUUACUUUAAUCAUUGUUCUUUUAAAAGAAAAGCCUGCCAUUUUUAUAUGUUUAUGCUUUUUUUGGGGGGGGGAUAGAGGGGGUUAAAAAAAAAAGCCUUGCUCUUAGAGUUUGUUUUUUUUGUUUGUUUGUUUUUGCUGCUGCUGGCCAGAAAAAGCUCACUCUGAGAUGUUUCACAGAUGGAGUGGACGCAGGACGCGCUCCUGCGUUCUUCCUGUCCGGACUCAGAGCAGCUGAGACCCAGCCACAGCCCACCUCAUCUGGCCUCUGAGCUCAGCAAAGCUGGCUCAGAGACCCUGAGACACGGCCCCACCAUGCUGCACAGCAACAUGCCUGUGCUUCCCCCUCCUCCUCUGCUAUGUGUCACUGCUGCUGGCAUGACUAGUCAGUCAUAUCUACACCCAUAAAUCAGACUCGCAGUGAUGUACAGGUGCAUCGCAACACUUUAUUUUACAGUACAGUAUCUGCACUCAAAACUUGGUCAGGGCUCCUUUUGCUUGAAUUACUGUGUCAGUGCAGCUUGACAUGGAGCCUCUGGUUCUGAUGAGGUGCUCAGGUUUGCUUUGGUAGGGGCCGUCAGCUGGUGUGAAUUGUUGGGUCUCCCAUCUUCCUCUUGACAAUACCAAAAAAUAUUCCCUGUCCGAUUAAUGUUCAAUCUAGUUUGCUGCUCAGUGAAUCACAGUAGUAGUCCUUAGGCAGAUACAGGUACUUCACUCAAGGUAGGUGCUACGUCCUGCUGGAAGAUGAAAUCAGCAUCUCCAAAACAUAAAGUGCUCUAAAAUUUGAUGGUAGAUGCAGACUUUGAAAAAAAAAAAAAAAAAAAAACAGACCAACACCAGCAGAUGCCAUAGCAACCCAAAUCAUCACUGGGGCGCCAUUACUAUUUUUGCUAGCCUUUUAAAUACAUUACAGAAAUAAACCUUUUGGUGAUGGUCUAAAUUUUUUGGGAUGCACCUUUACAGUUCAUAUGUAAGAACUAUCAUAAACAAAUAUAAAUUGACUCAUUUAGUUUUUAAGACGGAACAUAGCUUUGAAGCCACUUUAAUAAUUACACCUUACAAAAUUAAGCCCUUAUCAAACAGCCAUUAAAGGACACGGUGCCAAAAAAAAAUUUAAGAAUUUUAUAAUCUUGACUUUGAUUCAAAUUGUAAUUGGAGAGCCAAACUUUCCAUCAAGAAUCUUCCAUUUCUCUUGACCUUUUUUUGAAGGAUCCCAAUGCUGCCCAAAGCUGUCGUCAUGUUCUAAAUAUCCGCCACAAAAUCACACAUGUAAUUAAGCUGGACCUGAUUACAAAGGGGGUAUUUUUUUGUUUGUUUGUUUUUUACGUUGCAUACAUGUUUACAACCUCUCCUCUGCCCUGAAAUCUGUCCAGUAGUUCACCGACUGCUUUCACCAUCGGAAUCAUUCGGCCUGAGUUUUAGGGCUGAAUGUGCCAUCUGAAACCCUGGAGGCCAUCACUGACAUGACUGGUUUUUAAGGUAUUGAUGUAAAAACACGAAGCCUUUCAAAAAAGGAGAAAUAAUUUUAGAUGUACUAAAAAGGGGAUUUUUGACUUAAGACUGAAGCACAAUUAUGCCACACGAACCCUAUAUCACGUCCAAGUGCCUCAGUGAUUUGGGAGCAUGUGAAUGAGUUGCAGUCCACACAAUGAACAUUAACAAUCAGGGACUUUACAUCUCACACCUUCAAAACAAGACUUGAAGACGACAUUAAAUAAAUUUAUCCGAUCACUAAUUACUUCAUUCAAAACUGAUUGUUUUUUGGGGGGUUUUUUUUGUUGUUGUUUAAAUGAGCAAGGCCUUAGCUAGAUAAGAAUUAAAAAGUGCAGUCUGUUACUUUUCCACAGCAGCAAAGAGCCACCCCCUGCAGCCUAUCAGCAAAUGAGGACGCAUGCAAGCUGAGGUAAGCUGCCAAUUAGCUGGGGAGGAAAGUGCAGUAAGAUAAAGCUCUUUCUCAGCCUCCCUGGGUCUCCAUCUCCAACCCACGCACGCCCAUGCAAUAGCCCUGUUACUCAGUGGAGGAUGUCUAGAUGCUGUGAAAUCCUGUUCUUGUUUUUUUUUUUUUUUUUUUUCUUUUGGUUCUUUUUUUUUUAUUAUUAUUAUUAUUAAUGUACUUGUUUAAAUUCAUCGUAAUGUAAUAUAUUCUUUGUUGAAUGUAGUAAUUAGGUAUUUAUGAAUAUAUGGCUGUGAUUUCUGACAAAAACGAAAAAUAAAAUACUUCAAAAAUGUCAAACAUUAAAA
Molecule: messenger RNA, 9623 nt
Organism: Gambusia affinis (western mosquitofish)
Lineage: Eukaryota; Metazoa; Chordata; Actinopteri; Cyprinodontiformes; Poeciliidae
Gene: gse1b
Product: Gse1 coiled-coil protein b
Exons: 18
Coding region: 287-6601 (2104 amino acids)
Source: RefSeq, a predicted model, not a curated record